AGCUAUUCCCUCUGCAUUCAAACUUUCUGGUUGGAAUAACUAAGCAAUCAGAUUGGAUUUAUACAGGAGACCUGCAGAUAUUUAGGUUUUCUGGUCAUUUUUGGUCAUCAUUUUGAUUACUGAUCUUUUCUGGUCAAAUAAAAUGUUCCACACGACUUCUCCAACCAUCUGAUGACUUCUACAAUAUUUGUUUCACAGCUUGUGAAUCUGGGUGAAGAACUUAACAUCAUAUAUGUUACAGAGACAUAUGUGAGGGGUGAUGAGCAGAGUAUAGAAGACAUUCCUACAGAUAACCGCCCAGAUGAUGGUACCAGGAACUUAGAGAAACAUCUGAUAUCUUCAGAUUUUGAAGUAGAUGAUUGUGGUAUCAUACAAGAUGUAUAUGAAGAGCAUGCUAACAUCCAAGAUAUACCCUCAUCCAAUCACAGCAACAAUGCAUUAUUUGAUCCUUUUAAACAGGUCCGAUCUUCUAAUUCAUCAUCUUCAGAAAAUAAAACGGCUCACGUAAAGGAGAAGCCAUUUUCAUGUUCAGAAUGUGGAAGAUGUUUCAGCUGUAAAUCAGCUCUUGUUAAACAUCAGAGAAUUCACACAGGGGAGAAGCCAUUUUCAUGUUUAGAAUGUGGAAAAUGUUUUAGCGAUAAAUCAGAUCUUUUUAAACAUCAGAGAAUUCACACAGGGGAGAAGCCAUUUUCAUGUUCUAAAUGUGGGAAAUGUUUUAACCGUAAAUCAGAUCUUGUUAUGCAUCAGAGAAUUCACACGGGUGACAAGCCAUUUUCUUGUUCAGAAUGUGGAAAACGUUUUAACCGUAAAUCAGAUCUUGCUGUACAUCAGAGAAUUCACACAGGAGAGAAGCCAUUUUCUUGUUCAGAAUGUGGAAAAUGUUUUCACCGUAAUUUAUCUCUUGUUCAACAUCAGAGAAUUCACACAGGGGAAUAUCCAUUUUCAUGUUCAGAAUGUGGGAAAUGUUUUCAUCACAAAUCAGCUCUUGUUUCACAUGAAAGAAUUCACACAGGGGAGAAGCCAUUUUCUUGUUCAGAAUGUGGGAACAGUUUUCUCCACAAAUCAGCUCUUGUUAUACAUCAGAGAGUUCACACAGGAGAGGAGCGGUUUUCAUGUUCAGAAUGUGGGAAAUGUUUUCUGAAGAAAUCGGCUUAUGUUCUGCAUCAGAGAAUUCACACAGGGGAGUAUCCAUUUUCAUGUUCAGAAUGUGGGAAAUGUUUUCACCACAAAUCAGCUCUUGUUUCUCAUCAGAGAAUUCACACAGUGGAGAAGCCAUUUUCAUGUUCAGAAUGUGGAAAAUGUUUCAAACACAAAUCAGCUCUUGUUACACAUCAGAGAAUUCACACAGGAGAGAAGCUAUUUUCAUGUUCAGAAUGUGGGCAAUGUUUUCAGAAGAAAUCAGCUCUUGUUAUACAUCAAAGAAGUUACACUGGAGAGGAGCCACUUUCAUGUUCAGAGUGUGGGAAAUGUUUUCAUGACAAAUCCUAUUUUCUAAUCCAUCAGAGAGUUCACAAAAGAGAGAAGGUAUUUUCAUGUUCAGAUUGUGGGAAAUGUUUUAACCGUAAUUCAGCUCUUGUUAUACAUCAGAGAAUUCACACAGGGGAGAAGCCAUAUUCAUGUCCAGAAUGUGGGAAAUCUUUUCACGACAAAUCACAUCUUGCUAAACAUCAGAAAAUUCACACUGGAGAGAAGCGUUUUUCAUGUUCAGAAUGUGGGAAAUGUUUUAGACAUAAAUCACAUUUUUCUAUACAUCAGAGAAUUCACACCGGCGAGAAGCCAUUUUCAUGUUCAGAAUGUGGGAAAUGUUUUAACAAUAAAUCGGCUCUUGCUACACAUCAGAGAAUUCACACAGGAGAGAAGCCAUUUUCAUGUACAGAAUGUGGGAAAUGUUUUCACCAGAAAACAAAUCUUAUUUCACAUCAGAGAAUUCACACAGAGGAGAAGCUAUUUUCAUGUUCAGAAUGUGGGAAGUGUUUUAAGCAUAAAUCAGCUCUUGUUAAACAUUGCAAUACUCACACAGGAGAGAAGCCAUCUUCAUUAUUAGCCCAUUAGUGCCCUCCCUUACAUGUUUUCAUGGUAGUCAGUGUCGCUAACUGGCUUUAUUCCAUCAGACGCUCCUUUUUACAGGGAAAUAAAACAGCAACUUGCUUUCAGUUACAAGAGGUAGCUGAGGGCUGGAACAAUGAUUGGGACCACUGUGAAGCUCCCCAACCACACAUGGUCUCCUGUAUUGAAUGAAUAUUGGUGAUCAAAGGACAGAUACAAUUAAGUCAGUGGUUUUUGUUUAACCCCUUAAUGACCGGAAAAUUUUCAAUUUAUUUGUUUUUGUUUUUUCAUUCACAUAGCCAUACGAGUCCCAUAGCCAGGACAAGAUGCACUUUCUAAUGGCAUUUAUGGUUGCCAAUGUAUUCGGAAGCAGGAAAAGAAUUCCAAAUGGGAUAAAAAAAUAUAUAUAUUAGGGCUGCAGCUAUCGAUUAUUUUAGUAAUCAAGUAAUCUACCGAUUAAUCCAACAAUUAAUCGAGUACUCUAAUAAAGAAAAACAAAUUAAAAGAACAUUUCUAUAAAAACUCAUCGCCCCCCAGUGCCAUCAGCUCACCCUCCUUUGUGCUAUCAGCUCCCCCUCCAGUGCCAUUAGUUCCUCCCCCAGUGCCCUCUGCUCCUCCCCAGUGUCAUCAGUUGCUCUCCCCUAGUUCCCCCUCCAAUA
Bufo bufo (common toad) is the source of this 2705-nucleotide messenger RNA. RefSeq names its product gastrula zinc finger protein XlCGF26.1-like. The transcript has 2 exons. Lineage: Eukaryota; Metazoa; Chordata; Amphibia; Anura; Bufonidae. Bases 172 to 2052 code for a protein of 626 amino acids. The record is from RefSeq and is a predicted model, not a curated record. Gene Ontology annotation, biological process: regulation of transcription by RNA polymerase II. Gene Ontology annotation, molecular function: DNA-binding transcription factor activity; RNA polymerase II cis-regulatory region sequence-specific DNA binding.